GCACACAUAAAAAUCCAUUGAUUCUUUGGAUUCUUUACUGUUUAUUUGAGGGGUUAUUUUUUCUGUCACUUGUCAAAGUGAAUCAUCGAGUGUAUAACUAUAUUUUGUGAUAGUGCAAAAAAACUGCCAGGAUUACGAACUAUUUUGCUAUACUUAAAAAAGUUCAUUUAAUUACUUCAAUUCUUAUAGACAAUAUACAAUGUUCCUAAAAUUGUGGCAAUAAAAUCUAUUCAUCAGAACAAACAAUAACAUUAACGUCCUGAUUGAAUCGUUUUGAGGUUAAAUUUCUCGCGUUGAACUAAAUACGAUAGCUAAAAUGGAUUUAGCAAAAAUGUCAAACCAGAAGAAGCUUGAAUUAUGCAAAUGGUAUUUCAAAGUGGGUUUCGCAAUGUUGCCGUUCCUCUGGACAGUGAAUGCUAUCUGGUUCCUGAAGGAAGCUUUUGUGGUUCCACAAUACGAAGAACAAAAACAAAUACGAAAAUAUGUAAUAUUUUCUGGGAUAGGAGCAAUGUUGUGGACAGCAGUAUUUCUGGCAUGGGUUAUAACAUUCCAAACUCAGCGAGCAGCUUGGGGAGAAUUUGCAGAUUCCAUAAGUUACAUAUUCCCCGAAGGGAGUCCGUGAGCUUUAUUGUUUCUACCGUCUGUAAUUUAUUUGGUUUAUCAUUAAAAUAAAACAUUUUUUAUAAAAAUAA
Molecule: messenger RNA, 692 nt
Organism: Venturia canescens
Lineage: Eukaryota; Metazoa; Arthropoda; Insecta; Hymenoptera; Ichneumonidae
Gene: pen-2
Product: presenilin enhancer
Exons: 3
Coding region: 317-622 (101 amino acids)
Biological process (GO): Notch receptor processing
Cellular component (GO): gamma-secretase complex
Source: RefSeq, a predicted model, not a curated record